CAUUUUACGAAAGGAAGAACAAGACACAAUUUACAAAACAAAAGAAAACACAAAAUACAUAAAAAAUACUCGUAACUGAACAAUGGAAACGAGCAAAUCCGCUUCGGAUAAGUUGGCCGAACGCAAGGCACGUUUACUCGAGCUGCACAAACAGCGCCAGGAGGCGCGCACACAAAACCACCAAGAAGUCGUCGCAGAAGACGCACGUAAAAAACUGCCCAGCAACUGGGAGGCUCGUAAGCGACAAGCAGAAUGGUUGCUAGCAGAUGACAAGGCACGCGCAGAUGCAGAGGCUGCUGGCAAAGAUUAUGAGCGCCUGCAGCUGCUCAAGGUGUCUGCCAUCGAUGCGGAACGCAUAGAGAAAAAGAAGAAACGCAAAGAUAAUCCCGACUUGGGCUUCUCCACAUACGAGGCGCAAACAGCCAGGCAAUAUAAUCGCCUGGUCAAGAAUAUGCCAGUUCGCGACAUGGCCAAGUAUGAAAAACAAAAGGCUGAACUCGGCGAGGCCUUUUACGGCGGCCCAAACACGACGCUUCAUUUGCUUACCAAGGACACGCCUAGUGCUAUUAACAAUAUGGUUAAAGACUUGGAGCAGCAAAUCGAUCGCAGAAAGAAGUAUUCCAGACGACGAAUCUAUAACGACGACGCCGAUGUCGACUUUAUAAACGAACGCAACUCAAAAUUCAACAAGAAGUUGGAUCGUUUCUACGGCGAGCACACGGCUGAAAUUAAGCAAAAUCUGGAGCGCGGCACGGCAAUCUAAACCUAAUUUUAAGGCAAACAAUU
Messenger RNA from Drosophila novamexicana, 786 nucleotides. Its product is annotated as pre-mRNA-splicing factor Syf2. The coding region runs from base 83 to 763 and encodes 226 amino acids. NCBI's taxonomy places the organism in Eukaryota, Metazoa, Arthropoda, Insecta, Diptera, Drosophilidae. Gene Ontology annotation, cellular component: post-mRNA release spliceosomal complex; Prp19 complex; catalytic step 2 spliceosome. The transcript has a single exon. The record is from RefSeq and is a predicted model, not a curated record.